This is a messenger RNA of Hyla sarda, 1705 nucleotides long. RefSeq lists its product as uncharacterized. Gene Ontology annotation, molecular function: protein binding. Lineage: Eukaryota; Metazoa; Chordata; Amphibia; Anura; Hylidae. The transcript is spliced from 14 exons. The record is from RefSeq and is a predicted model, not a curated record. The coding region runs from base 73 to 1611 and encodes 512 amino acids.
UUGAAAUUUGUGAUAUGUUAUAGGAGUCACUGCGGUCUGCCACUGCUCCGGACCCGCAGCUCUGUAAUUAACAUGACUGCGAUGGCGGAUCUUGAGCUACGAAAACUCCGCAAGAAACUUAGACAGAUUGAAACCUUAGAGCAUCUUCCACGGGAACUGGUCCCCAGCGAAGUCGCAAAGGUUGCACAGAAACAUGAGCUGCGGAGACUUGUAGAGGAAUUGUUAUCUCGGACUGUGGACGAGGAACCCCAGGAGGAACAUGUGGAGACAAGUGGAGAUUGCAGAGCAGCGUCGAUUUCCCAGCCAGACCCAGACAUCCAGCCGAGCCUUCAACCUGCAACAGCAUCUAAACGAAAAAAACACAAAGCUACCUCACAAGCACGAACAGCGCUUCCAGAUGAGACACCGCGCUCCGCAGGACGUCUUACAGAUUCUGCGUCCGCCUCACUGCACCCUGAUCCAUAUCCACUGCAGAACUCACAGUUCCUUGUUCACAGUUUGGAAGGACACAGCGAUCUAGUGACGUGCGUCCUCAUUCAUGACACAUACAUCAUCUCUGGGAGUUGGGACACCUCAGUACGUGUAUGGGAUGUACACUCCCAGUCAGAGGUCAGGACAUUAUGUGGCCACACAGAAGGAAUCACCUGCCUGGUCAUGGUCUACGUGGAUGGAACCAAGCUACGCUCAGAUCUUCUGCCUAUUGGAGAACAUGUUGUCUGCAGUGGAUCGUCCGACAGUAGCAUCAAAGUGUGGAGCCUGACCUCAGGCCAACCUCUCCUCAGUAUAUACACAUUCUCUGAGGUGUCGGCCAUCACACAUGUACCAGACACAAAGCUGCUGAUUUCUGGCUCAGAUGGUGGAAAAGUUGAUGUCUGGGAUCUGGAAACACAAGAAAACCUUCAUUCUGAGAGAGCACAUGAUGAGAAGGUGUCCGCAUUACAGAUCCAUUCUGGAUUGCUGUACUCCGGGUCAUUGGACGGUUCAUUGAAGAUAUGGAGAGUUGUCCCCUCUUCUGGAGCUCUCAGUCUUCAGCACUCCUGCGACCCUCUGGCCCUUUCCUUGAGGGGUCUGUACGGUCUUUGUGCCACUACGGACCAACUAUAUGUAGCAACACAGGGAUCUUGCAUAAAAGCCAUCAAUUGGAAACGAGACAAUCUCACCCGUCUGUCCAAUCACAAUUCCAGCUCUGGAUUUGUUGAUGCUUUAGCUAUUACACCUGACAAUCUCCUCAUUGCCACUGGCUUUAACAUUGACCAAGGACAUGGAUACCUGAACAUCCGUAACGUGAAGUCAGGCGAGUACCUGUGCACCGUGUCCUGCUCUGACGUCUCUCGCCUCUUGUGUUUGGCGGUUUCCUGUACGUCUGAUGGGCUCUGCCAAUGGGUGACAGGAGGGCGGGAACUGCUGCUGUGGGAGGAGCUUCCAAGGGGCGGAGCCUUGGACAGUUCUGCUGUGCGGGUCCAGUUCUGUAAAGACUUUCUACGUCCUGCUCCAGACAGUGAUUCUGAUCAUGACGAGGAGGAGGAGGAUCUGUGGGAAGCGGAGACGGAGGCUGAGCCGUCUGACAUGCAAGCCGAGCCGGGCAUCUGGCAGCGGUGCGUACUGAUGUAACCAGGGAGAAGCCUUCACCACCUACCACCACCACCUACCACAUACACUUAAAAUUACUUUUAUUUAAAAAUAAAACUGUGAUCAAAACCCUGAA